Messenger RNA from Besnoitia besnoiti, 6363 nucleotides. Its product is annotated as AP2 domain transcription factor AP2XII-9. Gene Ontology annotation, molecular function: DNA-binding transcription factor activity; ATP binding; DNA binding. The transcript is spliced from 2 exons. The record is from RefSeq and is a predicted model, not a curated record. Bases 1 to 6363 code for a protein of 2120 amino acids. Lineage: Eukaryota; Apicomplexa; Conoidasida; Eucoccidiorida; Sarcocystidae. Gene Ontology annotation, biological process: regulation of DNA-templated transcription; DNA metabolic process.
AUGAUGCAGCACAUGGUGUCUUCUCCUCCGCUUCAGUCGCGGGGCGGCCAAGCGGUCGGCGCCUUUGAGGGCGACCCCUGGAGGCGGGGACCGACCCCCGCCUCUGCUGCGCCUUCGCGAUGCACACCCACAGUCUCUGCCUCAAUGUAUCCCACUUCUUGCACUCCGCCUACUGCCGCGUCUCACUCGACUUGCUCCUCCAGUUUGUCUCCCUCGCCGCACAACGCGCGAUACUCGCCAGCCCCCCCGGAGUACCAAGGCGGCCACGUGUCUCGGCAGGCCUUCUCCGCUGAAGCCGCUCCCGCCUUCGCCUCAGACGUCGCAAGCUUCCAGGGCGGCGCGGUGCUUGUGCGGGGCCGAUCCGUGGGGGACGCUCGGGAGUUCGCGGCGGCGUCUUUCGCGUCGCGAGAGGAAAGUUUCAUCGCGCACUACGCUUCCCCCCCUCAGGCCCCAGUCCUCGCCCCCGAAGGAGACGGUCUCCCCUGGGCACCUGCGGCGGCCUCGACGUACCCUGGCGACCAAGCGCCAUGGGGAGGCAACUCGCUCGGCCGCGGCAAGGGUAAGGGUCGCUGCGGACAACAGGCGGUGACUCAGCAAGGCUUCGUGACGACGCACUACAGCGGCACCGAGGGGACUGCCCAGUACGCCUACGAGAGCUACAGCCGGCCCCACAGCGGCUUCCCAGAGGCCCCAAUGCCCAAACAAGCUGAGAGCGAAGGCAUGCAGCGCGCCUCCAACCCAGCCUUGCCGUCGCCGACGGAGACCGCGCCCCGCGGGGCGACGACCUGCGCGUCGAACGAGCAAGCGAGCGCGUGUUGUGGAGUCCCAUCGAAAGCGCCUGCGGGUCUGUACUACGAGUGGAAUUACCCGCCCCGCAGUGCGCCUUUCAACUACGCUCCAUCCUACUCCAACGAAUACGGGCACCCGACCUCCUUCUCGGAGUACCCGGGACAUCCCGCCGUUGCGCAGCAGAGCCACUCAGCCUUCUUUCCCUCUGCGUCAGCGCCCGCCGGCGAGGGAUUCUAUGCCGCGCAGCCUUCUGAGUGCCUCAGCUCUGCGUUCGCGACGGCGAACGCGCAGCCGCCCGCGCCCCUCUCGCCCUCUUCGCGCCCGCCGGCGCCUGGCCAGCGGGGCUGCACCGCCGAGACGCCCGUCUACGCGAACGCGUCCUCGCCGUCUCCCAAGAGCCAGGUGAAGCGCAACGUCGCGCGCAGCCGCCCACGCUCUGAAAACCCGCGAUCGCGGAAGCGCAGCCCGAAGGCUCCGCGGCGGUCGCCUCAGCCGGGCGCCCGGGCCCCAAAGAGCUCGUCGAACGCAGCGGUCGGCGGGUCGACCCGCCCCGUGAGAGGCCUGCCGCUGCAGCAGCGCAAGCUAUACAGACACUUUGCCCGCCAGACGCCAAGAGUCCAAGGCCUCACUUUCGACCACAACCAGAUCCGGUGGAUUUCAUACUGGAAGAACGACCAGGGCCGCCAAAUUCAGCGCCACUUCCCCGUCAGUCGUCAUGGGUUCCUGGAGGCGCGACGCCUGGCUCUCGAGGAGCGAAACCGCAUUCUGGGGUGGCCGCUGCACACGGAUGAAGCAGCUGAAGCAAUCGAAGCCCUCAAGGCGUCUGCGGAUCCCUUCGUCCAGCAGCUCCUCCUCUGCCCGCCCUCGGUGAGCGCGUCUGCCAGCGUCUCCACGAACCUGCAGGAGGCCGCCGGCUGCUCCCUGCUCGACGAACACGCCUUCUCUGCAUGCGCUCUCGGCGAGGAUGGAGCCGAGAGACAGGGGGAACGGGAGGCGAGCUGCGCCACCUGGGGCGGCGCCGAAGACGAUCGCGAGAGCCGACAGGGCAAAGGCAAGCGACGCGUGAGGCCAGCAGAGGGCGGACUCGGCACUGAGCAGGGCGUCGCCGACCCCGAGGGCGAGGAGGGGCUAGAGGAGCCCUGCGGAGAAGGCGAGGCGGAAGAGCCUCGAGGCAGCGGCUGCGACAAGGGCGCGGGCCUUCAGGCGCAGACCUGUGAGGAACUCGCUGAGAGCCGUGUCGACCGCGCCGGGCACGGGAAGGUGCCUCUGGCCGACUCGUCGCUGCAGUGGGGUUCAGAUUUUCAGCAGGAGAACGCGAGCGUGAAGCACGAAAACCAGCCGCAAGACGCCAGCCAGAUGCAGCAGCACUUGCUCGCGUGCGGCGAGCUGACACCUCGGCAGAAGACCUACGAAGGCGUCCCCGCCCCGCAGACCCCCGAGCAAGCGGAGGACGACGAGGAUCAACUUCUGUCGCACAGGCGAAAGAAAACCUCGAAGGAGAAAGAAGAGCGAGACCCAGCGGGGACGCCUAAUCCGUAUUCUCACGCCUCUACUGGACCUUCACGGGCGCCCUUGCCUGACUCGUAUGCCGCUUCUCUCUCUGAUCCGUCUUCCAUUUCUGCUCCACACGGGUCUCUCGCGGGAGCUGCGUCCUCCGCCGCUGCCUCUGCAGCCUUCUCGGCGCUCGCCCCGCCCACCGACGUCGGCGACGAGGGCAGGGCGAAGCCGAGGCGGCCAGCGCAGCGAGCACCAGCUGCGCGGAAGCAGGGAGAGGAGAAGACCCGAAGAAGCAGCGGCUCGCGAAAGCGCUCUGCGAAGAAUGCUCUCUCGUCCUGCGUCUCGCCGACCACGAGCUCGUGCUCCCAGUAUUCCGCCCACGGCGUCGCCCCGUUGGCGGCGCCGUACACUCUCUCAAUCACGCCCGCGUCGCCCACGAGGAGGGCGUCUCUCUUUGGCGACGCCGUCUCCUUUUCGUCUCCCUCGCUGUCUCUGCCGGCCAACGAGCCGACGUACCAGCCCGUCUCUCAGGAGCUCGCUUCCUGCUAUGCCCCCUCUGUCGCUGCGGCGCACCCCGGCGCCCUCUCGACGCCUGAACACAGCUUCUCGCAGGCGAUCUCCCACUCGUCGCCCGACAGUCAGAAUCUUGCGCCUCGGUACCGCGAGGUCCAGCCGCGUUCGUUCUCGGCGCCGUCCGCUUCUCUGUGUGUCGCCGCGGCGCCUGUCUGCUUCGCUCCGCCGCGCCCCUCGUCGCUCGCGCCGCAGUUCGCGGCGCACUCUGCGGCGCCCUCUGCGCCCGCCUCGUCACUCCCCAGGCGCCCAGUCUUCCUCGAGCCUCCCUUCGCGUCUUUUUCCGCUUCGGCGGGGCUCCUCUGGGCGAACCCGCAGGAGGAGCUGCUGCAGCUGCAGCAGCUUGAGCAGGAGGCCGAGGCGGUCGCUGGAAAGGCCCUCUGCCGCAAGCGAAAGAAGACGAAGGCGCCUGGCGCGCUGCGGGUGCGGAGCGACUCGGCCGCGAAGCCGCGCGACCUCCGCGCGAAGAAAACUGAGCAGACGCCCGCCGAGCCGAACGUGCCAAGCGUGGAGCCCGAGGCCGCCGGGAGCGACGACGAGCCGCAGGGGACGCCCCGCCACGCCGAGGGCGGCGACUUGCACUCGUCCGCCGAGACGCAUGCCUUGCCUCCGUCUCUGGCGGCGUCCUUCCCGCAUACCGCAUCUCCGCAUCUCCGCUUUCCCGCCACACCGUCGCGAAGGGCGUCUGUGGAGGGCUGCCUGGGCGCUGCAAACGCGCUUGCAUGCACGCCUGCCGCCGCGUCGCCCUCGUGCGUGUCGUCGCCCUUCCGCACGCUGUCUGAGGGCGGCGACGCCUUCGCGGCGGACCAAGCCGCGCCUCCGGCGCUCUACGACGGCCUGCGAGAAAACGGCCUGCCAAGCGAUCAGCAGGCAGCGGCGGACAGGAAAGCGACCGCCCCCGCAGCGGGAGAGGGCCUGCCGCCUGAGGCGCUUGGCUAUCCGAGUAAGGGCAGCGACAAGACGCUCUACGACGUGCCGCGGACCACCUCGGCGUCCGCCCUCAGCGACAGCCCUUUCGCGAGCGGACCCUUUUUUGCCGCCGGGGUGGCGUCAUUCGCCAGCUGCAAAACGGCCCCGUUCGCGGCGGGCGCGUCGCAGCUGUUUUGCGCAGCCGCGACCACCACGACGACGGAUGGAUGCACGACGCAGCUGCCGCCGGCGUCCUUCGGCGCGAAGCCGGGAAGCGCGGUGGUGAAGCGGAGGAACUCCUCGGCCUUCCCCGCGUCGCUCUCCAGGUCCUCCACGUGCUUUGACAUUAGCGCAGCCCCGCUGACUCCCAGCGCCGCGCGCGACGAGGUGGACGCCGCCGCCAGGCUGCAGCCCGAGGAGGACGGCGGGCGCCUGGCUUCGACCACGGAUAGAGACGAGACCGCGCCGGAGAAGGCGGGGUUUCCCUGGCUCGAGGAUGCGGCGCACCCUCGGCGGCGUGCCCUGCUGGAGGGGUCUGCGGCGGAAGGCGGCAGGCAGCAGAUCGGAGACCUCGAGGCGCUUGCGGGCGCCGAGACGCCUCUGUGCAAGGUUUCUGAGAACGCCAGACUUCGAUCCUCGCUUCCGCAGCUGUCGACAGCCAGCGGCUCUCUGCGACUCCCCAGCCUGCCGCGAUGCGAGACGACGACGACCGAGGACUCAGCCUACGGCGGCCUCUCGGCGUUCGUCGCCCCCUGCACGGCGCCGCGGGAUUUCUCGCCUUGCCUGUCAUUUCCGCGCAGAAAGAACGAUCAAGCGGCGUGCAUGCGCCGAAAAAGCGCGGGCUCAGGCUUCGCGCCGCCCUCGACUUCCUCGCUCCUCCUCGUGCCCUCUUCGCCCUCGCACGAGGCCUGCUGGUCCCACUUUUCUGACUCCGACGCGCGGCUCUGCGCGACGAUGCGGCGAGAGGACUGCUUCUUUCCGCCUCCGUCCGUCGCUGCCUUUUCGACUGCUUCGCUCGCGUCGCUGAGUUCCCUCCCUGCGGGGCCCCACAGCCUCGCCCAGCACCUCUGCCUGUCCUCUGCCGCGGCCGCGGGCUACCCCGACUCGACUCCGAAGCAACGCGCCAUCCAGGCCCUCUGCGGCGCGUCAGAGUUGGGCAGGCGACCGUCGUUCUCAGUCCUCUCUGAGAGCGUCCACGAGGAAGGCGCGCGACCGGCGCAUCCGGAGCUCUUCGGCUCGCCCGUCGUGGUGUCGUCCUUCCGCACCUCCAAGAUGCGACGCACCAUCUCGACAGAGGGCAGCGUCUUUCUCCCCCGGCGCCUCUCUGAGAAGCUCGACGAGGAGGAGGUCUUCUCGGGGUCGCGGUUGCCCUUCUACAGCGAAGUCAGCGAAGACGAGAGACGGGGCGAAGGCCGAAAGCGCGGCCGCAGGGCCUCACGGCGACACACGCGCACGCGGGUGUCGGUGUCGGGCGUGUCCCCACAUCGCCACCCCGACUCCCUUUUCCUGUCCUCUCUGGGCGCGUUCCCGCCGCACAUGCGACCCUCUCUCCUGUUUCGGCACAAGGAGGGAAGAACUACUUGCCGCCGGUCUUCGGCACUCUGCAGGGAUGACACUCUCACAGCCUCGUCGGAGGAGCCUCUGGCUCACGUCGCGUUCUCCGGAGUGCAUCCACCAGCCACGCGGUCGACGGCGCCCUACCGGCUGUCCACGGACGAUAGUCCCUUUGGGGACUUCUUCGCGUCUGUGGCUAACCCGCCGGGCAGCGCAUUUCCUCUGCUGCGGACCUCCUCGUCUUCGCUGCUCUCGAAGGCCGCCCAAGCGACGACACCCUUCGUCGCCUCGCACGCGGGCUGCAUGAGUCGUCUCAUCUCUCUGGGCGACGCCGGCGGGCGAACUGUCUCUUCGGUCUCCUCGGCGCGAGGCGCCCUGGACGACAGCGCCCGCAGAGACACGCGCUUCCUGCUGCGCGAGGAGACCACGGCGGAACUCUCGGUCUUUGAAGAAAACUUUGAGAAGUCUGCGUUUCCAGACGUCGCACAGAGCGCCUUCCCCCUCCGCCCCGCUGCGCUGAGUCGCCCGGAGGGGACUCCGCAAGAAGGAGACGCGCGUUCUGUCGCCGUUCCGGCCCUGUCCGCCGCGCUCGCCCCGCGCGUGUCGGCGUCGGGUCCCUCGGAGAACAGUCUCCUCAUGUCUCCGCGCUUUCUGCCGUCGCUGCCGUCCCCCCUGAUGCCCCCUGGAGGAGGCGCGGACUCUGCUGAGGCUCACGCGUUCGCGCCGCCUCUUCCUGCGUCGCACCGCCGCUCUUCCGACUUCCUGUCGUCCUCCGCGCUGCCGCCGCCGCUCGCCUUCCUCGAGACUCCGGGCGAGGGCGCUCGUCAGUCGCUUCCCGCCUUUCUUCCCGCUCUUUCGCUGCCCUGCGGCUCGCCGGCCGCACUUGGGAUGCCGCGCCUCUCGUCAACCAGCGCCUCGGGGGCCCCAUUCGUCCCGCAGUCGCCCGAACUCUCCUCGACUUCGAAACGAAACAGCUGCAACGUCGUCGUCUUCAGUGUGUCUGAACAGACCUCAGUCGCUGUGUCUCCGCACCCCUCUGCGUAG